AAUGCACAUAGCUUUGGUGCAAACCAAACCAAAGUCGUUAAAAUUAAACGACUAAUUUUAUAAAUUCAAUGCCUUUCAUCUGAGAAACCAAAAAGGCAGUGAUCAAAGUUUUUGAUUUGUUUAGACUUGCAGUUAAUAAGCCUGGGGAGCGAGAGAGAAGAGAAGAGACGGAGAAAAAUACAACACAUCCACACGUGUGUCUCAUGCUGGACCUGAAAACAAUUUGUUUCAAUAAUUUAGAAGUGUGAUUUUACUGAUUUAACGAUGACUAUCAAAAAGAAGAUUGGAAAGCAUCGUAAAGAUAAGUUCUACCAGCUAGCUAAGGAAACAGGGUAUCGUUCUCGUGCCGCUUUCAAGCUUAUUCAACUGAAUCGCAAGUUUAGUUUCCUUCAAAGCUCCCGAGUAUGUGUCGACUUGUGUGCUGCUCCUGGAGGGUGGAUGCAAGUCGCCAGGAAGAAUAUGCCUGUCUCAAGCAUCGUUGUUGGUGUGGAUUUAUACCCUAUCAAACAGAUCCCAGGCUGUAUUGGAAUUGUUGGUGAUAUUACUACAGAAGAAACUGCCAAACAAAUAGAAAAAGAAUUGCAAACGUGGAAGGCUGAUGUCGUUUUGCAUGAUGGUGCCCCUAAUGUUGGUAAAAACUGGUUACAUGAUGCCUAUACGCAGAUAACUCUGACACUCAGUGCACUUAAAUUGGCAACAAGAUUCCUUCGAAGUGGAGGAUGGUUUGUGACCAAAGUUUUCCGCUCAAAAGAUUAUCAUGCACUUGUUUGGGUUUUGAAACAGUUGUUUAAAAAAGUCCAUGCAACUAAACCACGAGCUUCCCGUGCUGAAUCAGCUGAGUUGUUCGUUGUGUGUCAAGGGUACAUAGCACCAACUCGCCUUGACCCUCGCUUCCUUGACCCUAAGUAUGUGUUUGAAGAGUUGGAGUUGGAGCCCAAAUCAAGAACUGUUGACGUAGUGCAUCCUGAGAAAGUGAAGAAGGCUCCUGCUGUUGGGUACCGAGAAGGGGAUUUCCUGCAACACAGUACUAUUACUGCAAAAGAGUUCAUUCAGCACACUGUUGCCGUUGAGGCUCUCGCUGGACUUGCUGAGAUUGUAUUUGAGGAUGACGAAGUAAGCCAGCAUCCUGCAACAACACCAGAAAUCCGAGAAUGUUGUAAAGAUAUUAAAGUUUUGGGUCGCAAAGAUAUCCGUGGACUUUUGACUUGGUGGAAGACUGUUAGGGCAGACCUAAUUGGUAAAGUUGAUGUAAAAAAAGAACAUGAUACUGAAGGAGAAGCUGAAGGGAAAGAGGAAUCGGAUGAUGAGAAGAUAUCUCUUAUUGAUGAGGAGGAGUUAGAGAUGGAAGAAGUUGAUAAAAAGAUUGAUGCUUUAACAGAAGAAGAAAAAGCUGAGGUUAAAAGGAAACGGAAGAAAACUAACAAGGAGCGAGCUAAACUUCAAGAAAAAAUGAAUUUGAAAAUGGUUUUGAAAGGUGACCUUGGUCCUGUCAUUGAAGAAGCUGAGGGUUUUAAUCUGCGUACCAUCAAUAACGUUGUGGAGUUGAAUGCCAUGAGUGAACAGGCUCCUGAAGUAAUGGUGGAAUCAGAAGAAUCUGACGAUGAUACUCCAAAACCUAAGUUCGAAAGAUACGAUAAAGAAAAGACUCGCUUAGAUAAGUCAGGACUAUUUUACAAAGAUAGUGAUGACAGUGACCCUGAAGCGUCUAGUGAGGAGGAAGAUGACGAGAAAUAUAUGCAGGAUGGUUUAGGGUUCAAUGAUAGUGAUGAUGAUGGUCCAAAAAAAACCAUUAAAAAAACAGAUGAAAAGAAAACAAAGAAAAAGAAAGCUGUCACAUUUGCAGAUGAGGGCGAUAAGGGUGAUACUGAAAAAGCAGCAAAGCCUGGUGAUUCGGGUACUUUAAAUCCUCUCAUUACAGAUCUUGAUCCUAGGCCAAAAAAAGAUAAAAGGACUAUGAAAGCAAACCUGUGGUUUGAAAAGGACACAUUUAAAGGACUUAUGAGUGAGGGUGAUGAAGAUUUUGAAUUAGAUCAGCUUGCUGCCGAAUACAAGAGAAAAGGAGGACGCAUUGUUGGAGAGGAUGCAGCUUUUAAAAGAAGUAGAACUGAUUCAAUGGAUAAUUACUCUGAUGACUCAGAUGAUUCAAUGAAUAGCGAUUAUAAUGUUCAAGAGGCAGUUGGCAAUAAACUCAGCAAAGCUGAGAAGAAAGCUAAAAAAUCCGAAGAGAAUGGUUUUGAAGUUGUGCCCCAAGGAGACAAAAAGACCAAAAAAGUUAAGUUGGAUGAGGAGGGACUGGCUCUAGGUGCAUUAAUGGUUUCCUCUGCCAAAACUAAGAGGGAUAUUGUCGAUUCUGGUUGGAAUAAAUGGGUUUUCAAUGAUGAUAAUCUCCCAGAUUGGUUUGCUGAAGAUGAGAAGAAGCACAUGAAGAAGGCAACACCUGUACCACAGGAGCUGAUUGAUGAGUACAAGAGAAAAAUGGAGGAAAUCAACAUUCGACCCAUCAAGAAGGUGAUUGAAGCUAAAGCCAGGAAGAAGAGACGUGCUGUCAGGAAAUUGGAGAAGGCAAAGAAGAAGCUGGAAAAUAUCAUGGACAAUGUUGAUAUGUCAGAUAAGGAGAAAUCUAAACAAAUCAAGACGCUGUAUCGGAAGAACAAGGAGAAGAAGAAGGAAGUGACUUACGUAAUUGCUAAGAAGAGUGGAGCAAAGAAACAGAUAAGAAGGCCAAAGGGUGUUGAAGGACCAUACAAGGUGGUUGAUCCUCGUAUGAAGAAGGACAACCGCAAGCAAAAGACGGCUUUCAAGAAACAAGGCAGUAAGGGUAAGAGCACUAAACCUGUAAAUAAAGCAGCUGUAAGAAAAAUGCAAAGAAAGCAAAGAGUGCAACAGGCAUCGAAAAAGAAAGCUUAAAUCACUGUAGAUUAUUUGUAUUUCCUACAAAUGUCACCUAAAUUAUACACUUCAAUGCCACCUUUUACCUGAAUGCAAUGACUGUCUUGAUUAUUUGGUCUGUUUACUGUGAUGUACAGAAUGAAAUCAAUGUGAAGUACCUUUAGGUUUGUUAUUUACAUCAUUCUGUAUUUAUUAUAAUAAUUUUAAGGCUGUAAUUAUAGUUAUGAGGUUGUACAAA
Messenger RNA from Thrips palmi, 3127 nucleotides. RefSeq names its product pre-rRNA 2'-O-ribose RNA methyltransferase FTSJ3. Lineage: Eukaryota; Metazoa; Arthropoda; Insecta; Thysanoptera; Thripidae. The coding region runs from base 265 to 2907 and encodes 880 amino acids. Gene Ontology annotation, cellular component: nucleus; preribosome, large subunit precursor; nucleolus. The transcript has 14 exons. Gene Ontology annotation, molecular function: rRNA (uridine-2'-O-ribose)-methyltransferase activity; rRNA (guanine) methyltransferase activity. Gene Ontology annotation, biological process: maturation of LSU-rRNA from tricistronic rRNA transcript (SSU-rRNA, 5.8S rRNA, LSU-rRNA); rRNA methylation; maturation of 5.8S rRNA from tricistronic rRNA transcript (SSU-rRNA, 5.8S rRNA, LSU-rRNA). The record is from RefSeq and is a predicted model, not a curated record.